AUGGGAGGUAGCAGUGAUAUAGAAAGGGGUGAAGUGGAUGAAAGCGUUCAAGUUCAUCUAGAACAUAGAGGUAUGACUGUUGAACAUUGGAAAACAACCUUCAAUACAGAGGUUUUGAACGCCAAAUCACCUUUGCCUGCUACAUGUUGCAUCCUCAAAGUUCCCGAGGUGCUACGAGGACAAAAAGAGGAGGCAUACAAACCUAACAUAGUCUCAAUCGGACCAUUUCACAGAGGUGCUGAAAAAUUUCAACUCGUCGAAAAUGUGAAAAAAUGGUAUUUAAACUGUCUUCUCUGGCGUAAGGAAACAAUAACCUUGGAUAGCUUGAUCGAAAGCAUCAAGGAACAGGAAAAAAAAGCCCGAGGUUAUUAUGAACCAUGCUUUCAUCUUGACCAAAGUGACUUUAUCAAGAUGCUUAUACUCGAUGGUUGUUUCUUGAUAGAAUUAUUUCGGAAGAAAUCUUUUGUAGACAGACAAGAUGAGGACGACCCCAUUUUCAACGUGCCUUGUAUGCUCGAAUAUCUAUACCAUGAUAUUCUGUUACUCGAAAAUCAGCUGCCUUGGUUUGUGCUCGAGUUUUUCUAUGACCUAAUUGAGGGUGGUCUGACUGGUCACCGUAAUUCCCUCAGUAAAUUGGUCAUCGACUUCUUCAAAAAUUCAGUGGCUGAUCCUAACAUUUUCAGCUACCUCAAUCCCGAGUCUGAUGAUAAAAUUCUUCAUAUACUUUAUCUGAUUAGAAUUUCCCUCGUUGAAGGACUAGAAGACCCAAGUCCUCAGACGGAGGCGAGUACAAGCGACACAUUUAAGUUGAUCCGCCACUUGCCGCAGAGGAUACCUAGUGCUACUGCUCUUUCAGAGGCAGGCGUUAAGUUUGAAAAGGUAAAGAGCCGCCCAGGUUGCAUAUUGAACAUAACGUUCAAAAAUGGCGUAUUCACCAUUCCUCAUUUGGCUAUCGAUGAGAGGACAGGUCCUUUGUUCAGGAACCUUAUGGCCUACGAGCAGUGCUAUCACAGUUGCUUCCAUAAGAUAACAUCCUACGCGUUUUUGAUGGAUAACCUCAUCGAUACGAGCCAGGAUGUGGAUCUUCUAUGUGAGAAAGAUAUAAUAGGCACCUUGUUGAGUGCUGAUGAUGCUUCGAAGUUCUUCAACGAGCUAUACCAUGACGCCACACUCUCUGAGUUCUACUACUUGGGACUCUGCGGAGAGGUGCAACAAUAUUACAAAGUACCAUGGAACAGGUGGAGAGAGAAAUUGAGACGUGAUUAUUUUGGCACACCAUGGGCUACAAUCUCCUUUUUUGCAGCUUUUGUCCUCACGGUCCUCACCUUCUUAGGAACCAUAUACACAAUCCUGCAAUACCAUCAUCCCAGUUAA
This is a messenger RNA of Rosa rugosa (rugosa rose), 1374 nucleotides long. RefSeq names its product UPF0481 protein At3g47200-like. The record is from RefSeq and is a predicted model, not a curated record. NCBI's taxonomy places the organism in Eukaryota, Viridiplantae, Streptophyta, Magnoliopsida, Rosales, Rosaceae. The coding region runs from base 1 to 1374 and encodes 457 amino acids. The transcript has a single exon.